Molecule: messenger RNA, 1107 nt
Organism: Entrophospora sp. SA101
Lineage: Eukaryota; Fungi; Glomeromycota; Glomeromycetes; Entrophosporales; Entrophosporaceae
Source: the annotation of a GenBank genome assembly
AUGGAAAAGUUAUUUGACAUUAUGAUUGAGUGUUUCCCCGAAGACAAAGAUUAUGAUAAAUUAUAUCGAGAAACUUAUGCCAGUAAGCCUGAUAUCCAACUUCAUAAUAUGGAAAAAAGACAUCAGAUGCAACUGAGAAAGAUGGGUAAAUUACACGCAAGAGAAAUUGACGAAUUCUAUGCAGAGUAUAGUAGUAAAAGGCUUUGUCCUGAUAAUUCAAUCCUCGAGAAAGGUUAUGCUGAAUUUUCUGAACGUGUAAAAUUAAUUAAUAAUAGCGUAAGCUCAAGGUCGAGAUCAAUUAUAGUUAUUGAUGAUAAUGAUGUAAAAGAAGAAGAAUAUUAUCCUAAUAUUACUAACAUCAAUAAUUCUACUAGAAGUGAUACCACCAUGCAUAAUAAAAUACUUGAUAGCAAUGACGAUAAUAUUUUUUUUAUAGAUGAAGCAUAUAGAGCGAUUCAAAAUGAAUAUUCUAAUAUGAGAAAAGCACAAUUUUUUUUGUUUGAUACAUUAAGUUAUUCCCACACAAAUGAAAAAAAUAUCAUUUUAAAAAGAUCAAACAAAAUAGAUCCAAAAUCUAAACACAUUAAUAACAUGCAAGAAAACUCAAACGCUUUGCCACAGCAAGUUAAUUUGAAUACAACAAUUAUUUCUAAUGUCACUCAACUAAUGGAUAAAACGGUAUAUAGUAGUACUCCAUCUAAUGCUAGCAAUAAAAACUUUGAUAUUGAUGCGUCAAAUGGCCAGUUUCAACUCUAUGUAAAUGAUAAUAGUGUCUCUCUUCAAUUGCCAACAAAUGGUGCAUUAUCUGUCAACGAUCCAGUUCCUUUAAAACAACAAAUGUUGGCUUCGGUAAUAGUAGAUUAUCUAGAUACUUCAAACAAUUCGUCGCCAUCUAUGUCAAAUGAUUUAUUGCAAAGGAUCAAUAGUUCCAUUGAUAUCAAUAAAUCCAAUAGCAUCAAUAGAUUCAGUAAUAUCACUCUUCCGAUGACAUGGGCUCAAUUAAUUCCUUUGAUGAAUCGGGUAGAUACUUUUGGUCUUGAAACUUAUUAUCAUGAGUCAAAAGAUCCAAGAAUUUGUGAUAAAAAUAAUCAAAAUAUAAAUAAUUAA